Meriones unguiculatus (Mongolian gerbil) is the source of this 1559-nucleotide messenger RNA. It is a transcript of the gene Dscc1, whose product is annotated as DNA replication and sister chromatid cohesion 1. The record is from RefSeq and is a predicted model, not a curated record. Bases 285 to 1484 code for a protein of 399 amino acids. Gene Ontology annotation, biological process: maintenance of mitotic sister chromatid cohesion; mitotic sister chromatid cohesion. Lineage: Eukaryota; Metazoa; Chordata; Mammalia; Rodentia; Muridae. Gene Ontology annotation, cellular component: chromosome, centromeric region; nucleus; Ctf18 RFC-like complex. The transcript has 9 exons.
GAAGGGGUGGGAGCAAGUUCAGUGCUUGUCCUCUCGGGGACACAGAGCCGCUCACACGACCUUCCUGGAGCCCUUAGGGGGAAACCGUGCUUCCCCUCAGCAACCUCGGACUUGCAUGCAGCGAGCUCACAGCCCAGGGACUCGCGCGUCCGGAAGCUUUUUGACUUUCCCGGGACACCCCUCGCCCCUCCCCGGAAGCCCGGUGCAGCGGAUUUGGCGCGCUUUUAAAGUCCCGGGAGUUCGGGUCUUCCCGGCCGAGGACACGCCCCUCUCGGUGCCGCGGGAUGCCCCCGGAGCCCGCUCCGCGGAGGACCCGCGAGGAGGUGGACGCGACGCUGCAGGUCGCCAAGGUGAACGCCGCCGAGCUGCUGCCCACCGUGCACUGCCUGAGCUUCGGCCCCGGGACCAGCGGCGCGGCCGCCGGGGACUUCUGCCUGCUGGAGCUGGAACCCGCCCUGUGCCAGCAGCUGGAGGCCGGGCACAGUUUUGUGAUUCGAGGAGAUAAGGAUGAACAAGCUGUGUUGUGCUCUAAAGACAAAACCUACGACUUGAAGACAGCAGACACGUCUAAUAUGCUGCUUUUCAUCCCUGGUUGCAAAACUCCAGACCAGCUGAAGAAGGAGGAACCACAGAGUAGCAUUGUUCACACUGAGAUCUUUGGUUUCUCUAAUAACUAUUGGGAAUUAAGAAGAUGCAGACCUAAGUUAAAAAAGCUAAAGAAACUUCUAAUGGAAAAUACCUACGAUGGCCCUGACAGUCAUAAAGAAGAGGAUCCAAGCCGCUCAAAAUAUACAACUGAAGAUUUGCUUGAUCAUAUUCAGGCAAGUGAAGGAGAAAUAAUGGCCCAGUUGCAAGUCCUAAAUGCCUGUGAGAUUGGAGGUUAUUGGAGGAUUCUUGAAUUUGAUUAUGAGAUCAAACUUCUGAAUCAUGUAACUCAGCUUGUGGAUUCUGAAUCUUGGUCUUUUAGUAAAGUUCCCUUGACUGUAUGUCUGCAGGAACUUGGACCUUUGGAGCCCGAGGAAAUGAUUGAACACUGUCUUAAAUGCUAUGGAAAGAAAUAUGUGGAUAACGAUGAGGUCUAUUUUGAGUUGAAUGCUGACAAAAUAUGCAGAGCAACAGCAGAGAUGCUGCUGCAGAACGCCGUGAAGUUUAAUCUCGCUGAGUUUCAGGAAGUGUGGCAGCAGAGUGUUCCUGAAGGAAUGACCACUCGGCUUGAUCAGCUCAAGGGUUUAGCACUGGUGGACAGAAACUCAAGACCAGAAAUCAUAUUUUUACUGAAAGUGGAAGAUUUGCCUGAGGGAACACAGGAGCGCUUUAACAGUCUUUUUUCUCUAAGAGAAAAGUGGAUGGAAGAAGACAUCGCUCCAUACAUCCAAGAUUUGUGUGAAGAGAAGCAAACUAUAGGCACACUGCUUACUAAAUAUGCUCGUUGUUCAAUGCAAAAUGGUGUAAAAGUUUAUAAUUCAAGAAGACUCAUUUCUUAAAAGAAUGGCACAUUUUUUGGAGGGACUGAAUUGAUUUAUAAAGUUGCUGGAUACAAUAAAAACGAUUCUUUUGCA